AUGACAACACUCCAACAACGGCACCAGGGACCGCACCACCCUUUAACUUUACCUAUCCCUAUCCCUGUACGAAUUACUAACCGAGACACAAUCACAUCACAGCGUAACCCAAUCGCUAAUGGACUUGUAAAUCCUGAGCAAUUGCGAAAAGUCAGACAUACCAAACAAAUACCAACAACAUUGACAUCAGCCAGAAUUCAUAAUCCUGCAAACUGUGUCCAAAUUACCCUCGCUACCGCGAUGGAAUCAACAGUUGCAUGUGCUCCAGAAAAUGUAUUCGUUCCAAGUGUUCUCCUUUCCAAUGUGAUGUCCUUAGCGCCGAAAACUGAUGAGAUUCAACAUUGCGUUGUGCACGCAAAUGAACGCUUAAAAUUUGAGUCUACGUUACCCUCCACCAAAAUACCAAACCUUUUAAUUUGUAAUCUCCGCUCCCUGACGUCCAAGGUCGACGAACUUGACGCUGUGGUGUCUUUUAACCAAACGGACAUGGUCUGCAUUACAGAGACUUGGUUAUCUCCUGCAAUUCCUGACAACUUGGUAUCCUUGUCCAAUUUCAAUCUGUUUAGGAACGAUAGACUGGUUUCAAACGGCGGAGGUGUUUGUGCCUACAUAAAUAGCAAUAUCUAUUGUAGACGAAUUGAGGAAUUUGAAAACUCUUCGAUUGAAUCACUGUGGUUAUCAGUGAGACCAAAGAAGCUACCCCGCUCUGUCUCGGUUAUCUUACUGGCUGUUGUUUACCAUUCAACAGCAUCCCGCCAAACUGAAAAUGUAGAAUUGUAUUCACACAUUCAAACCAAUGUGGACUCAUUUUUAUAUUCCCACCCUAAAGCUUUGGUCCUAAUUACGGGCGACUUCAAUUUUAGAAGCACGGGUCUCGAUGCAAACCAUCUUAAAAGAAUUGCUGGUCUGACGCAGAUAGUCAAGGUAGCUACCAGAGCUGAUGUAACUUUAGACUGGUGUUUAACCAACUCAAAGGUGGAUAAUAUUUACGAAUCAAUCCAACUUCCUCCCAUUGGAACCAGUGAUCAUUAUACGAUUCUUAUGAAAGCCCAACCUUCUCCCUCAAAGCCAGACAAUUCACAUAUAUGGAAACGCGAUCUCAGAGAUAGCAGGAUACGGCCUUUUGGUCUCAACUAUUUUCUGAUGAUGUUCGGAAUUGCGAAGAACUGGCCGAAAAUUUUAAUAACUUUCUUACUGCCCUUACAUCACAUUUUGACCCUCUAA
Paramuricea clavata is the source of this 1224-nucleotide messenger RNA. Lineage: Eukaryota; Metazoa; Cnidaria; Anthozoa; Malacalcyonacea; Plexauridae. The record is from the annotation of a GenBank genome assembly.